Onthophagus taurus is the source of this 683-nucleotide messenger RNA. Lineage: Eukaryota; Metazoa; Arthropoda; Insecta; Coleoptera; Scarabaeidae. The record is from RefSeq and is a predicted model, not a curated record.
UCGUGGACAAAGUAUAUUUACAACGCACUGCCUUGAUGUUAGCCGUUUCAAAUUUACACAUAGAUUGUGUUACGACUUUAAUAAAAUCAGGGGCGGAUCCUAAUGUUUUAGAUAAAGAUGGGCAUUCGUGUUUGUUUCGAGCUGUUGUAACGGGUCAACAUAGCGUUUUACAUAUGCUACUUCCACGAAGUACGGUUGUAAACACCCCCGAUUCAAACGGAAAAACGAUUUUGCACGUUUCCGCUGCAUACGGAAAGUUGGCUUGCACCCAGCGGAUUUUACCAUAUAUGGAGCCAACUAUAGCUAAGGCGUGCGAUAAACAAAAUUUUACAUCUUUACAAUGGGCUUGUUAUACGGGUAAUUUUGAGUGUGUGGCUCAUUUUUUUAAAGAAGGUGUUUUUGAUUGUCUCGAAGGGAACCCAUUUUCGGCUAUUCAUUGUGCAGCUUCUGCUGGAUCGGAACAAUGCAUCGACCUCCUUUACAAGCAAUUCGGCCCCGAAACGGUCAAAUUCAAAGACAUGAAAUGUCGCACGCCUCUGCACGUCGUUGCAAUUCAUGGCCAUUCGGACUGUGCCUUAUAUCUUUUAAAUUUGGGCGCCGAAAUUAAUGUUAAGGACGAGGAUGGGCGGACUCCGUUGAUGGUUGCUGCGAUGAAUGGCCAAAUAGAAGUUAUGGGUAAUUAA